Molecule: messenger RNA, 909 nt
Organism: Rhipicephalus sanguineus (brown dog tick)
Lineage: Eukaryota; Metazoa; Arthropoda; Arachnida; Ixodida; Ixodidae
Product: phospholipid scramblase 2
Exons: 4
Coding region: 1-909 (302 amino acids)
Biological process (GO): plasma membrane phospholipid scrambling
Cellular component (GO): plasma membrane
Molecular function (GO): phospholipid scramblase activity
Source: RefSeq, a predicted model, not a curated record
AUGGCAGCGAUGACCUCACCUAGGCCGGCAGUGAUCCCGGUGGCCGGUGGCGCUGGAGCGCCGGCGAGACCAGUCAUAAUGGUCAUGCCUCCUGUAGUGACCGUGCCACCAGGCGGCGUCAGAGCGCCAUCGGCAGCCAUUCAGGGCGUGAGACAGGGCAUCCCAUUUGUGCAGAUGCCGGUGCAGGUUCCCGAAUUGGAACCUAUCCCGGGAUGCCCUCCCGGACUCGAGUACCUGACGCGCAUCGACCAGCUGCUCGUGCACCAACAGCUUCAGAUCCUGGAAAUGCUGGUGCCGUACGAGCAGCAGAACAAGUACGUCGUCAAGAACACCAUGGGCCAGUUCAUCUUCAUGGCGAACGAAGAGAGCGACCUGGCGAGCCGCUGCUGCUUGGGCAGCUGUCGUCCCUUCGAGAUGGCGCUGCUCGACUACCGCAGCGUCGAAGUGAUGCGCCUCUACCGGCCACUUCGCUGCGACAGCUGCCUAUGUUUUUGCUGCCUGCAGGUGAUGGACAUUCACGCACCGCCGGGCACCGUCAUCGGCUCACUGCGGCAGGAGUGCACCGUCGUGUACCCGCUGUUCUCGGUGCUGGACAGCAGGGGCAACGUGACGCUUCAGAUCCAAGGGCCGUUCUGCACGACGGCCAUGCUGUGCAACGACAUCGUCUUCGACAUCACCACCAAGGACGGCAAGACGAAGAUCGGCCAGAUAACGAAGAACUGGACCGGCAUUCUCAGAGAGGCCUUCACCGACAUCGACAACUUCACAGUGGUCUUCCCCAUCGACCUGGACGUCAGGAUGAAGGCCGUGCUGCUCGGUGCGGCCUUCUUGAUUGACUUUAUAUUCUUCGAGAACGGCGCCAGCGGCCCCGUCGGCGCCGCUGACCUUCCCGGCAACAUCAUCAAUUAG